Molecule: messenger RNA, 3504 nt
Organism: Coffea arabica (coffee)
Lineage: Eukaryota; Viridiplantae; Streptophyta; Magnoliopsida; Gentianales; Rubiaceae
Product: homeobox protein ATH1-like
Biological process (GO): regulation of DNA-templated transcription
Molecular function (GO): DNA binding
Source: RefSeq, a predicted model, not a curated record
UUUCUUUCUUACCCUUUGCUCUCUUGUUUCUCAUCGCAUUGGGUGGCACUCGUACUCUUCGCGUCCCAUUUAUAUAUUCUAAAACAGUAAAGUAAAGACUCCAUUUUUCCCCCUUAUUUUUCUCUUUCUCAAAAAUGGUGAGAUAAUAAUAAGACUAGGACCUGCCACGCACAGGAGUUUGAACAGGAGGGAAUCCAGAUAUUUAGAUUAUGAUGAUGGGGUUGGCAGUGGCAGGGAAGGGUGGCAGAUGAUGAGAGGUAAGGAGGAGGACAAAGGAGAUCAGAUUCAUGAGGAGCCCUCUUCACAAACCGCAACAGAUGAGAGAGAAGUACUGAUGCUAAUGCAUGGGCCCUUCCAUAAAAAGGCUGCAAAACAAAUGAGUGGAACAGCAGCACCAGAGUGUAGUAGCAGCAGUAGCAAUAGCAAUUAAAUCUUUUUCCUGAUGACUUUUUCUUCUUUCUUGUGUUGUGUGGCUGUUUUUUUUCUCUAUCUUUUUUAAUAAUGGGGUCAGGUUCAUUCAUUAUUUCUCCAUUUCCAUACAUGAUCCCUGCAGAAGCUCCUAUUAUUUUCGCCUUUUUAACUCGCUCCCUUUAAUGAUAACCUGGCUUGUGAGUGAUGAUGAUCAACACUUUUGUCAUUGUUGAAGCCUUUAGCUCUUUGCGAGUUUAUGUUGAAGACUACGACAGAGGUAGAGGGAAAAUGAUGAAAUGAUGCAUCAUGAUUCUUUCUUCAUGGGUUAUGUAUGAGAUUCUGUCAACCGAGUUUCUUGGGUUCUGGAUUCUUGAAUAAAAUCCCACACUUUUCCUCUUCAUGCAAGCAAAACAGCUCACUUUUUGCGUUGGUGUCCUUCUUUAAGUAUUCACUUUCUGCAUUUUAAAGCCGGUGGGGUUAAUGCAGUGGUGUAGUACACUACUCCUUGGCUUUUUCUACCCGACUCUAUACUAGCACUACUUCAAUAUUCAAGGUGUAUCAAAAUUUUCAAAAAAAUUACCGAGAAAAAGGGGUUCUUUUAAGCACUGUUUAGCGGGCUUUGAUUUGUCGUACUGUUUGGGGAGAGCCGGGAAAACCCAUGAGCAUCCUUCAUGAGAGUUUCACAGUACUGCUUACACAGGAUUCUUUUGGAUUCUCUGAGGAAACCUACAUGUAGUGCCCGUGCCCAAGUAUACGUUUUCAAGCUUUCACCUUUUUCCUUGUAAUGGUAAGUAUCAGCAACAAUUUAGGUCCCUUGUAAGGCGAAGUAUCCUACCAAUCUACCUUCUCAUAUCUUCAUCCAGUAUAUUCUCUUGACAAGGCUGGUAAAGAUUAGUAGGGGAAGGUCCAUUAUCCAGUAGACUGGUUAUUUCAAGAUACUUGAUCUUUCCUCUACAAAGACAAUCAAGAAAUUGAUGCAUUCGAUAUGCCAAUAGACAUGACUGAACCAAGUUCUGGAAAUCCAUUUGAUGCAAACUUCCUCAGCUCUUCUGAAUUAAUUGUGUUGAACAACCGAGACCGGAUACUUUCUGGAAUUCCUGGGCCUUCAGUAGUGCAGGGUGACGGCACCAGUUCACAAGCAUGGAUCCAUGAGCCAAAUUCUGGCAGGAUCUCUGAUUCUUAUAUGUUAAGAAACACGCUGCCAGAAAGAGAACCUAUGGGGGUUGUCCCAUAUGGAGCAUCACAUCAAAUCAGUAGUACUCAAGUUCAGGAUAGAUAUAUGGAGGGAAUGCCCCUUUCUGCUGCAUCCAUUGCCACCCUUUUGGCUGCAAGGUCUGAUAAUCAGGAGAAUCUAGAAAAACCUGUUUCUUCUGCUCCUUUAAUUUACCCCUUGGAAAUACCCAGAAGUAUUGUCCUAAAUGACAAUGCUGACAAUUUAAAUCCAUCUCACAGCUCUAUGAGAUAUGGGUAUGAUGGUUUACCUGCUUCUACAAGCACAAAAUGGGAUUUUAACAAUUUUGCUGCUCAUCCAGAGCUAGCAGGGGCAGCAGUGGGAAGGACUGGAUUGCAACCAUUUGAGUCAAUGAUGAACCUCUAUCCAAAUGAGUGGAUAACAUCAGAAAAUGCCAAUUUGGACUCUGACAGUCCCUCAGGCUGUUCUAGGUUGAGUAACGAGCUGUCCCUCAGCCUUGCUAUGACAAACCCUUCUGUUGUACACAGGACUUCUAUCCAGGAUCAGUGUUCCGAAAUUUGCGGCUCCAGUAGCCCUUGUGAAAGAUGUUUGGGCUCCGAACAAACUUCUUGCAAUAGGAAUCUUUCUUUGGGCUUUGGUUCUUAUAGGCCAGUUCAGCUUUCGCAGUUCUUAUCUGGGUCAAGAUAUAUCCAUGUGAUGCAAGAAUUACUCGCUGAGAUAGCUGCCUAUUCUCUUGGAAGUCUUGACCUGAUGAAGUCUCCUGCUAUUGGAAUGGAAGACAGGGCAGAUGCUUCAAUUUCUUCAAGUUGCACUGCUGUAGAAGGAUAUUUAUCUGCAGCUUCUGAAGACUUUUCUGAUGCAUCAAACAUAGUAAGAUAUCAAAUUGAUCCCGUACUUCCAGGACGAAAUGCAGAAAGAAAGAAGAAGCAACUGCUGGGUUUAUUAGAAGCGGUUGAUGAUAGAUACAACGAAUGCUUAGACGAGAUACAUACCGUCAUUUCUGCAUUUCAUGCUGUGACUGAGUUGGACCCUCCUAUACAUGCUCGUUUUGCUCUUCAAACAAUCUCUAUCUUGUAUAAGAACCUACGUGAGAGGAUUAGCAACCACAUUCUUGCAAUGGGAGCACAUCUCAGUCAAGGAGUAGUGAGAGAAAAUGAAGAGUCUUUUGAGGCGUCUUUCAUCCAGAAGCAAUGGGCACUUCAGCAGCUAAAAAAAGACAAUCAGUUAUGGAGGCCUCAAAGAGGGUUGCCAGAAAGAUCUGUUUCUGUCUUGAGGGCCUGGAUGUUUCAAAACUUCCUCCACCCGUAUCCGAAGGAUGCAGAGAAGCACUUGCUUGCAAUGAAAAGUGGCUUGACCAGGAGCCAGGUAUCCAAUUGGUUUAUAAAUGCUCGAGUACGACUUUGGAAGCCAAUGAUAGAGGAAAUGUAUUCUGAGAUGAAUAGAAGAAAAAUUCGUCACAAUGACGAAGAAACGAAUAGCAACCAAAGAAGUCGAGUGAGCCUCGAGAAUGGAAGAUUUUCGAUGUAUUGAAAAGUGGUAAAGGGACUUGAUUUUUGGCUACUGCAGCAAAGAUCCGUGCUGACAAGUCACUGGACACCGGAACUGUAAAUUUUCAUGGCAUCCUACGAGGCAACUUAGUUAUGUCAUUGCAAAUGCUCUCUCCCCCUCCGUCUCUCGAUUCAUUAUUUGUCUUCGAUGCCUCACUGGUGAUGCAGGGAACGCAGGUUAGAUGGUGGGAUGUGGCUAUUGCAAUGCAUGAACGCACAUUUUGCCUCUACGUGACUAAUAAAUUUCAGGGUUUAGAUAAACCCUGAAUAUGAAUUUCAAACCAAGCAACCAUUAGGAUAUUGAAACUGAAUUAUCUAGUCUUGUGAAUUGAUCCCCUCUCCACUUCUCGAGUC